CAUUCCCAACGCCCGUCUGACUUCUUCUCCAGACCGUACCGUCAACCCCGGCCCCGAUCUCAUUCACUGCCAUCUCUCGCAACACGCGACGGGCGGUAUGGUCGAGGUUCUGCUUGAGGGCAUCGAGCUCGUCGACCUGCCCGAAGAAUAUGCUCAGCCACAAUCGCAGCAGCAGUAAGCGUAUAUACCUACCUACAUGACUCGGACUCGGACUGCCUUGUCUUCCCCCCCUGGGCCCACGCGCCCGUCCAUUCGCUUUCCUCAUCCCAUCUCUUUCCGCGCUGCAUCUCUCUGCGCCGGUCUCUUCCGCGCUGGUACGCACGUCGUACCCCCACGCCACCCCUCCUGUAUGAUAUCCCCGCUAUCGACCUUUGUUCAUAACUUAUCCUAUCCUCUUGCAUCGGACACUGCUCACGCUCAUGCCCCCCGCUCGGAAUACUGUCUUACUAGAUCGCAUUCGAGCCCGGUGCUCUGCUAGUUAUUGUAUAGUCUUUCACCUAUUUCUUCUCGGGCUAUUGGACUGCUUCCUUGGCGCGCUUCGAUGGAGAAGCGAGGAUCCAAUGAUGUUCGC
Molecule: messenger RNA, 571 nt
Organism: Schizophyllum commune H4-8
Lineage: Eukaryota; Fungi; Basidiomycota; Agaricomycetes; Agaricales; Schizophyllaceae
Exons: 1
Coding region: 197-478 (93 amino acids)
Source: RefSeq, a predicted model, not a curated record